AUGUGGCUCACACUGCUGGUGCUGCUGGUCCUGGCCAUGCUGGCCCUGGGGCGAGUUGCCUACAGGCUGCUGGCCCCAUCUGGCAGCCCCUUUGCUGGGCCACCCCUGGAGCCUCCCAGGCCACUGGUGACAGACCCACGUGCCCGGGACAAGGUCCUGAAGAAGGGGUUCAAUGCCCAGCGGGUGCCGGAGCGGCUGGAUGCAGUGGUCAUCGGCAGUGGCAUCGGGGGGCUGACGGUGGCUGCCACCCUGGCCAAGGCAGGCCGGAGGGUGCUGGUGCUGGAGCAGCACGACCAGGCUGGUGGGUGCUGCCACACCUUCCAGCAGCAUGGCACCGAGUUUGAUGUGGGCAUCCACUACGUGGGGCAGGUGCACCCGGGCAGCAUGCUGCGUGUGGCACUGGACCAGCUGACAGAUGGGCAGCUCUGCUGGCACCGCCUGCCCGACCCCUACGACGAGGUGACCCUGGGACCUCGGCGCUACCAGCUGCACGCUGGCAAGGUGACCUUUGUCACUGCACUGGAGGAGCAGUUCCCUGCUGAGAGAAAAGCCAUCAGGGAGUACAUGAAGCUCUCCAAGGUGGCCUCGCGGCACGUGGCACUGCUGGUGAUGCUGAAGCUGGUCCCACUGUGGCUGGCCAAGCUCCUGCUCCGCUCUGGCCUCCUGCACUUGUUGUCCCCUGUGUUCCACAUUGCAUCCACCAGCCACAGCCAGGCCACAGAACAGCUCACCAACGACCUCGACCUGCGCGCCCUGCUCGGCUACCUCUUCUACGGCACAGCCCCGCGGGACUCCAGUUUCCUGGUGAACCUGCUGCUGGUGCAUCACUACCAGCGCGGGGCUUGGUACCCGCGGGGAGGGGCGAGCGAAAUCGCCUUCCACGCCGCGAACCUGAUCGAGAGCGCGGGGGGC
Acanthisitta chloris (rifleman) is the source of this 912-nucleotide messenger RNA. Its product is annotated as putative all-trans-retinol 13,14-reductase. The transcript is spliced from 5 exons. The annotation marks the transcript as partial. The record is from RefSeq and is a predicted model, not a curated record. Lineage: Eukaryota; Metazoa; Chordata; Aves; Passeriformes; Acanthisittidae.